CUUCUGUGGGAUCUGGAAGCUCUCUCUCUGUCUCUCAUUUCCUUUCUCUCCCGCUUAACGCUUCUCUGCUUAUUUCUUCUUCCUCUGGUUUUUUCAAACGUCUUUUUUUUUUUUUCUCUUUUUCCUGCCUUUUGUUGAUCACGGACGCUUUUCUUUGGUUUGUCUUCUAAUUCUAAUCACACACUCUCUUUUGUUAAUCGUUGUUCCUUUCGUUAAUAUUCGAAGAAUCUGUUUUUUUCUUUCUUUUUGUUAUUUAUCUCUUUGUUGUUGCUGAUUCUUGUUUUCAGUUCUUCAUAUCUGUGUAUACGAGUGAUGAUUUGAUUGUCUUUCAAGUUGGUUCGUCCCAGUUUAGGGUUUGUUUGUGUCGAAUUCUUUAAUCAAUAUUCGUUUAUAUUUUUUCCUUCGGACGGUUUAGUUAAUCAUAAAUUCGAAAUCAGGCUUUAAGCUUGAUAAGAUUCUUGCUAAGUCUCGAGAAUUUUGAUGAAUUAGUAGGAAGCUCAUGGGAGUUUUUAGAAUUUAGCUGCUAAAUUUGAUCAAGACUGUACGUUUCACUGUUUGGUGACAGAAAGAUUAGCUUUUUUCUAUCAUUGUUUAGUUUGUCUUUAUUUUGUAUAUUGAUUGAUCAUUGGUAUUUAUGUCCUGUGAUAUAUCAUGUAGAUGGAGGUGCAAAGCCUGUUAAAUUUUGAUUUGGAUCCUGGUCCUGUUGAUCAAUCUAUAUUGGUGUGGCAACAUGAGCAUAGAUCAGCUGCGAUAUGGGAAGAUGAGGUUCCUCCCCGUGAACUGACAUGCCGGCACAAAUUAUUGGGCAUGCGAGAUUGGCCUCUGGAACCUCUUGUGUGUCAAAAGCUGAUCGAGUUUGGUCUGUAUGGAGUGUACAAGGUUGCGUUUAUACAGCUUGAUUAUGCUCUAAUAACAGCUCUGGUGGAGAGAUGGAGACCUGAAACGCAUACUUUCCAUCUUCCUGCUGGAGAAAUCACAGUGACAUUACAAGAUGUGAACAUAUUGUUGGGUCUCCGUGUGGAUGGACCUGCGGUAACUGGUAGCACAAAAAACAAUUGGGCUGAUUUAUGUGAGGACCUGCUAGGUCUUAGACCAGGUGCCAAGGAUCUACAUGGCUCUCAUGUGUCACUAGCAUGGCUACGUGAUAACUUUCGGAAUCUACCUGCUGACCCUGAUGAAGAAACGUUGAAGUGUCACACUAGAGCUUUUGUGUUAGCUCUGAUGAGUGGGUUUCUUUACGGGGAUAAGUCUAAACAUGAUGUGGCUUUGACGUUUCUCCCUCUGCUAAGGGAUUUUGAUGAAGUGGCUCAACUUAGCUGGGGUAGUGCUACUCUAGCACUUCUUUACAGAGAGUUGUGUCGAGCAAGUAAAAGAACUGUUUCUACGAUAUGUGGCCCUCUUGUUCUGCUUCAGUUAUGGGCAUGGGAACGACUACAUGUUGGCCGUCCAGGAAGACUUAAAGAUGUUGGUGCUUCGUAUAUGGAAGGCAUAGACGGUGCUUUACCAGAUCCAUUAGGCUGUAGGUGGAGGGCUUCUCUGAGUCAUAAAGAGAAUCCUCGCGGAGGACUGGAUUUUUACAGGGACCAGUUUGACCAGCAAAAAGAUGAGCAGGUAAUAUGGCAGCCAUACACUCAUGAUCUUCUAGCAAAGCUUCCUCUUAUAUGUCUUAGUGGUCAGAACAUAUGGCGAACAGUCGCACCCUUAAUUUGUUUCGAUGUUGUUGAGUGGCAUCGUCCUGAUCGGGUACUGAGGCAGUUUGGUCUUCACCAAACAAUUCCAGCACCUUGUGAUAAUGAAAAAGCUCUUCAUUCUAUUGACAAAAGAGGGAAGUCAGAGUAUGACUGGUCAGCACGUCAUAGUCGACAUAUUGAAAUGUGGGAGGCACGCCAGUCAUCUGUUGUUUUCGGCGAGCCAGAAUGUGGCCCAAUGGACUAUAAUGAUCCUUAUAUGGAGUGGUACCGUAGAAUUACUAGAAGGAUUAUUAGUCCUAUGAACGAGAGACGUCCUGGGCAGUUUCUACCCACUGGUUUUGCUUUCCAAGUGCUUGUUCAGAGAGUUGCAGCCAUUCAUGCUCUUUCUAAGGCUGCGCUUGAAGAGGAACUUACUGUUGACACCGCGAGGCAAACAUUACAAAAUAUCGUUGAUAUGUGUGCAGGCGCCCUUCAACUCAAUGCGCCUUUAGGCUCAUUGUCUAAUGGCUCUGUUGCUCAAGCUCCAACUCCAGGACCAUUUCUGAUGUUACCUCAACCUACGCCUACAAUAAUAUCGCAAAAGCCAUUACCUUUGAAUGAAAUGGGAAUAGAUGAUGGUCUCUCGGCAGAACCUCUUGAAGUGACGCAACCUGUUCAGGAUAUAGGAUGUGAGCAGUCUUUACCAUCAGUUUCCCAGAAACCUCUUUUCUGGCCUUCGGGAGGGAAGCUUACUUUCAGCUGGAUUUGCGAUGUUAUGUUGGGGUUUGAUUGGUCUUCGAGAAAUCUCCCACCUUGUGAAUUUUCAAGUGUUCUGCCUUUUAACGUCUUGGAUGAGCUGGUCCUCUCUGCUUCCAAAAUCCUGAAAAAAGAGCCAAACUGCGUUAGGAUAGAGAGUGACAAAGCAAAGGUCGUUGUGGUCGGUGAUCUACAUGGGCAGCUACAUGAUUUGAUGUUCCUUAUGCAGGAUGCAGGGUUCCCAAAUGGUGAUCAGUUCUAUGUGUUCAAUGGGAACUAUGUAGACAACGGAGCUUGGGGUUUGGAAACUUUCUUACUUCUUUUAUCAUGGAAGGUGUUUCUACCAGAUAGAGUGUAUCUUCUACGAGGCAGUCACGAGAGUGAAAGUUGUACAUCACUGUAUGGAUUUAAAAAUGAAGUAUUAACCAAGUAUGGAGAUAAAGGAGCAGUUGUUUACAAAAAGUGCUUGGAAUGCUUCCAGUUACUCCCUUUGGCUUCUGUGAUUGGUGGGAAGGUGUUUACAGCUCAUGGAGGUCUUUUUCGUGAUGUGUCAAGGUUUCUUUCAGACAAACAAGAACGAAGCAGAAAACGCAAGCGAAAUCAGAAAAAGCAAGCGGAUGCUAGUGUUCUUGAGUCUGAAAAUAGUUCUGAGUCUUUGCCACUUGGCUCGUUGAAGGAUUUAUCUAAAGUGAAAAGGCGUGUUAUUGAUCCUCCUGCUGAAGGUUCAAACUUGAUUCCUGGUGACAUUCUGUGGUCAGAUCCAUCUAAGGACACGGGGCUCUUUCUUAACAAAGAGAAUGGCAUUGGUUUGUUAUGGGGUCCUGAUUGUACCGCCAAGUUCCUGCAAGAAAAUGAUCUAAAGUUGAUCAUCAGAGGGAAGGAAGCUCCUGACAAAAGGGCAAAACGAGAUGGUCUUCCAUCAAUGAAUGAAGGGUAUGCAAAAGAUCAUGAAGGGCUUAUAACUUUGUUCAGUGCUCCUGAUCAUCCUCAGUUUCAGGAAACAGAGGAGAGACACAACAACAAAGGAGCCUACUUAAUUCUGCAAAUCCCAGAAUAUGAGGAGCCUGAAAUUCAUGUGUUUGAAGCAGUAUCUCCGAGGCCAAAGGCUGAGGCGUAUUAUGACUACAGAGGCCUGAUUCAUUCAACCGGAAAUGUAGUGCCUAAUAAUACAAAUUCUGUUUAUUCACCAUCAUUAGCGCCUAAUGACGAAGAUAGUUUAAUAUCUUCUGAGAAUUUCGAACAUAAGUCCAUGGAUCUCUCUGAACAGAUGGAAGUUGAUGGAAAAGAUGAUGUUGAUUCCAAGUGCUCAGACUCUAGAACUGAUGACGAUGCAGCUUUAUCAACUCUAGCGUCAGGUGAUAAAGAUAUGGUUGAUUCUUCGGAGAAGACUGAAAAUGGUUCCAAAGAAGCUGACCAUUCUGAAACUGCAGAGAUUAGUAAAGAUUUAUCGGAUACGGUUGGAAAACCAGAAUCUUGCAGCAGAACAGAAAGUAUGUUUGAAGCUACGGAAACUGCUGAAAAUCUUGAAUCUAGAGCUCCUAAAGCUAUUGAUCUGGAACCGCCACUAACUACUGAUCUAGAACCGCCACUAACUAUUGAUCUGCAAGUGCUUGAUUCUGGAAAGUCCAUAGAAUCUAGGACAGAGAAACCCACAGACAGUGAAUCAAUGGCAGCUGAUGAAAUUGCUGGUGAAUCUGAACCUAGAAUUGGAGGAGAAAAUGAUGUAGAAGUCUCCAACUCUACUAAGAUGUCGGAAGAGAAAGCAGAAAAUGGAAGAAAGAGCGACUCUCUUGAGGCCUCAGAUAAUGUAAAUGAAGAAGAGGCUCGUGAUGCCAAACCAAGAGUAGAUGACUGCAGCACCACUGGUGAUGCAGGAGUGGAAUUAGAGAUCACAUAUGAUGAGAAACCGGAAAGUGCAGUAACUGAAAUCACAGGGCACGAUAUAGCUGAAUGUACGACUGACACAAACAGAGAUAUAGCCACCGAUGGUGCUGAGAAGUCGGAACUUGCAACCACCAAACUCAGUUAUUCAGAGCCCAUUGAAGAUAUGGUUGAUUUUGAUAUGGAAAACAUAGCCACCGAUGAUGUUGAUGCUGAUCCGGGGACUGUAAAUGGUGGGCUCAACGCAGACUGUACCAUUUUAUCCAAAUGUACAACCAGCGAGCCAGGUGGGUCUGAGCUAUUCGUGGCUCAUGACAAGCUUACAGAUACUAGGAAACCUUCUUGUGAUAAGGAUCAUGGAGAGUCUGCAGAUAAGCCACAGAGAGUAAUCAAACUGGUUACCUAUUCUAAGCGUAAGCCAUCUGACAAGAAACACAUGGUUGAUUCUAGUGAAGAACCACAAAAGAAGAUCAAUGAGGCUGUUGAUUCUAACACCAAUGGGGCUCUUGACAAGUCACACUCAGUUCCAAAUGAUAUGGACUCCUGAAAGUCUUGUUCCGCUGGUCUUCUUUCCAACCGAGGUGCUGAACACCUAGAAAAAUCUCUUUGGAUGUGUUCUCAAAGCCAGUGUACAGUGGCCACAUAAUAGCCUAGCUGGUCAUCCAUCUGAACCGGAUCCGGUUUUGCUAAUUGAAGUUUAGAAUGUUAGAGAGUUUGAUUAGUCGGUAGGGUAAUGGUGUAAAACCUGGUUAUCUUUUUUUCUUGAACUUAGUUUUCUCAGUUUUCUCAAUUACAGUUUCUCUGUACUUACAGAUCAUAAUUAGGAGAUAGAUUUUUGUAUUUUUUCUCAAUUUAAGAAAUAAAUCAUCUUUCAUCA
Eutrema salsugineum is the source of this 5184-nucleotide messenger RNA. Its product is annotated as serine/threonine-protein phosphatase 7 long form homolog. Gene Ontology annotation, molecular function: protein serine/threonine phosphatase activity. The transcript is spliced from 11 exons. The coding region runs from base 658 to 4854 and encodes 1398 amino acids. The record is from RefSeq and is a predicted model, not a curated record. Lineage: Eukaryota; Viridiplantae; Streptophyta; Magnoliopsida; Brassicales; Brassicaceae. Gene Ontology annotation, cellular component: cytosol; nucleus.